CCUUCCUAGAGAUUCGGCCCCACCACCAGCUCCCACCGCUCGUGGGCGAGACCAAGUGCGAGGGGAGGAGGGGAAAAGCGCGCGCGUGGUCGCCCCUCCUACAGCUUGCAAUUGGUCCGACCCGCCGCGAGGGGGCGGGGCCGGCCGUGAAAAGCCGCCUUUGAGUGGAAGGCGGGAAAAUGGCGGAUUCCUCGGAGCGCGGCGCUGGGAAGCCUGCCUCGGCCGGUCCCAGCACUUCCAGCGGAGCCAGGAGGAAGGAAGGAAGAGUAGCAGGUGGAAAAGUGGUUGCGUCCCGAUACAUGGACUACGAGAAGAAAACAACCAGAAAGCCUCCUGCAACAGAUGCCUUAGAGACAGGUGGGAAGAUACCUGGAGGUGUAAAGAAACCCAGCCAGCUCCAGAAAAGCAAAGCAGAUCGCAGUGGGGUCGCAAAGGGUGACCUGCAGUCCACGUUGCUGGAAGGGCACGGCUCGGCCCCACCUGACCUGGAUCUCUCUGCCAUUAACGAGAAAAGUACAGUCAGAAAGACUCCACAAUUAGAAAAAACAAGAUCAGAGAAAACGGAGUCGACGUCAUUUUCUGCCCCUCGGAAAAAGAGCCCAAGCUUGUCCGAGGAGAUGGAGAUGAUGGAGUCCCAGACGCUGCUGCUGACGCUGCUGGUGGUAAAGAUGGAGAAGGGUCUUGCCCAGUUUGAAGAAGAGGCAGAAAAACAUUUAUUAAAACUGUGCAAAGAGAAGGAGGAGCUACAGAAAAAGACCCACGAGCUGAAGCGCAGCCUUCUCCUCUGUCAGAAGAAGCGGGAGCUGGAGGAGGCCCUUGACGCCCAGAUCGAGAUGCUCAGUCCCUUUGAGGCAGUGGCCGAACGCUUCAAGGAACAGUACAAGACGUUCGCCACGGCCCUGGACACCACCCGGCACGAGCUGCCUGUGAGGUCGAUCCACCUGGAGGGAGACGGGCAGCAGUUCUUAGGUUUCCCACCUCGUCCCCACUGGAAGACCUUGGCAAGUGUGAAAACUGCCAUGCCCCAUCCUAAAACCCUCUUCGGAACAGCAGUCCUGCCAGAGAGAGAUUUCAGCUGCCCUGGAGUCUGGGUGUUCCUGAGAAGAGCUCUCAUGAGUCAUCUCACUACGUUUUGCCUGAGGCUGUUGCAGGAGAGCGCUGACGCCCUGCAGUCUGAAUUGAAGACCACUCAGAAGCUCCUGAGAGAACUUGGCAUUGGCAAUUCAGAAACAAACGUGCAGGUGCUGGACUUGCUGGGCGAACUCAAGGAUGUAGCCGUGAAAAAGGACCUUGAGCUCCAAAGACCGUGCGUGCUACGGGAACAGCCAGCAGGUGUCGUCGUCCGUGUUGUGGAGAAAGUCUCAGUCCAGGAGCACCUGCCGCGUCUUAUGUCCCCUUUCUCCCUGCUCUGGAGUCAGUUCUGAGGGAGUAGGGGUGCUGGUGCCUUGGGGAUCAGAGACGUUGCAGGGUGGGCCCAGAGUCACAGUGCGAAGGUCGGGUGAGGCAGGGGGAAGGGAAUGGCGGGAGAACUGACACCCGGCUCUGGAAGAUCCGAGAAGUUCUCAAGCAGCCCGAAGAGAAAGUGCCUCGCCCCUCACGCACCCUUUGCCCCCAGAAUAACCAGCACAGUACGGGCGCCCUCAGAUCAGCCCUGUUCAUGUUCUGCAUGUCUUCCAGGGUUAGGGUUUGGGAGGAUGUUUUUGAACUCUUUAUUGAGGUAUAAACACACAUAGAAAAGACACAGAUUCUAAGGGACUGUUCGAUGGCCAUCACGGAGCCCGUGCCCUUGUGGGACCAGCCCUAGAUCUGACACAGCCUGUGCCCAGCCCCCCGAAACCCCUCAGGACCCCUUCUUUUCACCUUCCCCAGGAGAUUUCUAACUAUGAGCUUUUGCACCUCUUCUAGAAAAGAAUCUUGUUUUCUCUUCCUUACGAUGCUCAGUCUAUCUCCUGAGAUGCCUAAAAUAUUUGGAAAGGACUCAUGAGAAACAGCUGCCACCUGCUGUGGCACGUCUUCCAUGGGUGGCUGCAGGGUGAAAUCAGGGCACAUCAAAGGCUUCCAGAUGGCAAGGGUCAUGGGUUUGAGGGGUUAAACACGCAGGUGUCACACACGCUGCUCAUUUGCCAUGUAAGUGGCAUGGAGGCAGGGACUUCAUCCUGUUCACAGCUGUCCCGCCUGCUCCUGAGACAGACGUGCCCAGCUGUCUUGGUUUUCUGUUGCUUCUCACUAUAACUGAAACUGGGUAAUUGAUAAAGACAAGGAAUUUAUUUCUUACAGUUCUGGAGACUGAGAAGUUCAAGGUCAAAGGGUCCCAUCUGGUGAGAGCUUUCUUGCUGGUGGGGACUCUGUAAGUCGGUGGUGACAGAGGACGUCACGUGGUGAGGGAGCUGAGUGUGCCAGCUCAGGUCUCUCCUUUUAUAAAGCCACCAGUCCCACUCCCGUGAUAACCCAUUAAUCCUUUAAUUCACGAAUGGCAGAACCCUCAUGACCCAGUCACCUCUUAAAGGCCCCACCUCUCAGUGCUGCCACUAUGGGGAUUGCGUCUCAGCAUGUGUUUGGAGGGGACAAGCGUUCAGACCACGGCACCAACACCGUGCUGAUGCUCUGAGUAUUUCUGACCCCGUGAGUCUUUCACGCCUGCCGGUUCCGCCUUGGCUGUGUCCCUGACUGAGUCUUCACAGACCAGUCCUGCUCCCCCCGCUCUCCCACCGGGCACACAGGGGACGUGGAACCCCUCCCCCCCGACACCGCAGCCCCUCGCUCGCCAUGAAGGGGCUGCUUGACCUGGCGCUCAGCUGUGAGUGAGAGGCCUCAACUCCUCCUCUGGCCUCCACAGGAGCUUGGCCCAGCUGCAGGAACUCUCCGCUGAGGCGAGUAAAGAGGCCGCCUUGAUAAACCAGGGAGUCUGGGAAGAGGCCCAGGGCC
Messenger RNA from Lemur catta (Ring-tailed lemur), 2925 nucleotides. RefSeq names its product HAUS augmin-like complex subunit 8. The record is from RefSeq and is a predicted model, not a curated record. Gene Ontology annotation, molecular function: microtubule binding. NCBI's taxonomy places the organism in Eukaryota, Metazoa, Chordata, Mammalia, Primates, Lemuridae. Gene Ontology annotation, biological process: spindle assembly; centrosome cycle. The transcript has 12 exons. The coding region runs from base 180 to 1424 and encodes 414 amino acids. Gene Ontology annotation, cellular component: cytoplasm; nuclear microtubule; centrosome.